UUGAUGAUUGCGAAUUUGUUCCCAUCUCUUUAUUUAAAUCCUCACUAUAACUUCCGCCAUCACUACUUCCUACCACCAUCUCUUUACCAUCUCUUUUCCUCUGUAUGAUUAGAUCUCAACAACCUCUGCUCUGAGUGUUUUGAGAUCGGUUCGGAUUCGAUUCUGUAUGAACGCGGUCGACUACUACACCAGCUUGAUUGACUGGGUUUUUAGUCAUGCCAGGGAGCUUCACGAACACAUGUUUUUAAUUCAAUCCCUAGUGACCUGCGCGGCGCUGUUUUGGUUUGUCACACGUCAUCUAGAGGAACUACGAAAGUAAGGCUUUACUAACCGUUUACUCAAGGCUGCUAAGGAGGGCGAGCGAUGUUCUUUGGACCCCUCUACCACGACUCAUUAGCAUUCUAGGCGUCGAGGUCCCCGAUCCACCCGAAGUAUCUCUCGCAUGUAUCAAGUCCGAUUCUUUGACUUUACAUUGGUCUUCAUCUCCACCGAAUAAAGGCGUGGUUCGGUACAUCCUCCAAGUAAAUGGUGUCGAUGGUGAGAUCCCUACAAUGCACAAGGCCUGUAGUAUUUGCGCUAAGAUAUUACACAGUUGGCGAAUCAACCCAAGGAGAAACGGUUAUUAUUGAAGGACUCAAGCCGGGUAAUUUUUACAAUGUGAGGGUUAUAGCGGUUGGUUCGCAGAAUUUUCAAGCUGGGAGUAGAGUUAUACGGUUAAGAACACUGGGUCGAGAUGGGCAUCCACGGCAUGGAGUCAUGAGAAAUGAAGCGGACCUCUCAAAUGAUGAUCAAAAUGAUGCUGCGAGUGGGGACACUCUGCCAACGGUUCGAGCCCACGGAGGCCCUGCUGAUAUUACGAAUCCUCCCGCAGCCACGGUUCAGGUCGUCGUGCGAGAAUCAAGCGUUUCGCACCAUAGUCAGAGAAGAAAUACGGUGGGUAGAAAACACUCGCCAUCAAUAGCUACCGCUACCGCUGGGGACUGGUCCGCCUCGAUUGCUCAGUCUCUGGACGAAGGCUGCGAAACGAUUCAAGAAUUGCAGCGGAAACAAGAUGCGGUCCAGAAAGAGGUUGAAGAUGUGAUUGCUCAGGGUCUUAAGGAAUCUGAGGAGAUAAGAAACCAAAUCCUUAUUCUGUCAGAAGACAAAGACAAAAAGACAGAAAUUGUCAAGGACAAGGAGGAAGCGAGUGAGGCACUGAGGAAAGAGGUGAAGAAUCUGGAGGUCAAGAAUCGACAAGCACAAUCGCGGAAAACGGCACUCCAAAAGAGUCUACAAACGAAGCAGGUAGAGAGAAAGAAGAUGCAUGAUGAACAAGCACGCUGGAAGAAGGAAAUCAAGUCGAUGGAAGCCGAGCGGGAGUCCUGGAGUCACGAGACAGAGGAGAUACGCGUGUCUACGGACGCCCGAUGCGAGGAGCUUCGUCGAAACAUUCGUAACGUUCAAGAUUUGAUAACGGAGUACACGCGGGAAGUUGCAGAGAAGGGGCUAUUGGUCAAAAAAUUGGAAGAGGAGAGGGAGAACCUUGGGAUCGGGUUAGAUGAUGAUCAAGCCCGUGAGUGGGAGGCUUUGGAAAAAAGAAACGAUGCGCAGUGGGACGCGAAGAACAGAGCGCAGCAUGCUCAUGCCCAAGACUGCAGCCAACGCCUGGAGCAACUGGAAGCCGAAUUACAAGCUGCACAGGCCAAUUUCAAUGCUCUCUAUGCCCGACUACCAAACAAUCAGAACCAGCUCAUGAAUCACGCCAAUUCUUCUGGAGUAGACUUUGAUCCUAAUUCACAACAAGGUAAAGCCAAGGCUCGAAGGCAACGCACUCGCAAGAGUCGCACAAAUACGGUAUCAUCGACAAAUCCUGGCUAUCCCAUGAUUGAUCCACAAUUUCCAAGUACCACUACAUUCAGCACCUUCAACUCGAUGAGUUCCACAGCUUAUGCCCCUGCUCCAUACAUGGACUUAGCCAUGGGUAAUGACACUGCAAUGGUCCCACUUUUGGGUCACACGGGCAUGAGUGAAGCUGAUAUUCAAUCACUCACUGCUGGGGCCCCACUGAGUCCAACAGCAACCUCACUAUUGCCAUCAACACUUUUCAACGAUGAUGAGCCACCAAGUCCUGAUGAGGAAGUCUCUGAAUAUGCAUCAGAGUUGCACCACUCGUUUAGCCCAUCGCACCGACACAACGACCCACAAUCCCCACGAUCCAGUCGUUCUGCCAGUCUAAUGUCUAGUCCUCAUGCAUCAUCACAAAAUCUCGCAAAAUAUGGUGUGACGCAUCACGAUUAUGCCCUUGAUAAUGAUCGAAAUUCAUUAGGAUCACCUUCAUCAAAGUUUGGAGUGAUUGGAUCGCCAGCCAGAACCGGCCAAUCAACUUCUCAUAGGAACUUUGGCAGCAUGUUCACCUCUCUCCGAAAAUCCGAUAAGAAUUCACAAGAUGGGCUUCCUCUUGGUAGCUUGAAAGCUGGCCAAAGUCAUUCAUUUCCACGUUCCACUGAUGAACCGGAGACUCCUUCCAACAGAUCGCGUCGUAUAAGCUUCUCAUCCGGCUGGGGCGGUGUGUUUCAACGAAACCCUACAGUUGGUGACACUUCUGAAGGUAAUGCACCUGCCCCAGCUCGCCAAAAUAGUCGGAGACAUGGUUUUAGUAUGUUUGGCUUUAGGAAUGAGGAUUCAAAUCCUCUGCACCCCUCUCGUGACCCUAGCAGCCCUCGUCCCACUUCAAUUGCUUCUUCUGACCUGCCACGUCCGUCAACGGACAGCGCACCAUUUGGCUGGGGACCAGGAGCUGACGGUACUGUGAACAAAAAUAGCCCACUUGUUACAGACUGGUCAGUGUCCGCCCCACCAACGUGGUCCCGCAGUCAAUCUAGAAGACCUAGCUUCCAACAUGGCUCUACUAAUGCACUGACCUCCGGGAUGUUGAGCGGAUCAGAUGAAUACUUCUAUGAGGAAGACAUUAACUCAAGUCCACCACCAAAUCUGGGAGCCAUUGGCACCAGGCCACCUUCAUCCCAUAAUUCCGUCUUACCCAAACUCAAUCCAACCGCGCCAAAAUUUGAACUUCCUCAAACGAGUGAUCCUGUCUUUGCUCGGUUCUUGAGAUCUAGUAAAGGUAAAGGUAAGGCUUCGGACCAGAAUGCCGAAUUUGAUCCUAUCUAUGAUACGCCUCAACCCAUCACGUCCUCUCCAUCUGAACGAAGAAAGUCGCGGGACUCUCCUUCUAUUCAUACGCAAAACAGCGUAGCCGAAUCUACCGACAGUUUAGAUAGGAUUAAGAGUAAUGCAACGUCCGACGUGGGAGGAAGUACUAAAGGAGAAUCAUCUUUCAGUAAACUCCUUCGCAAAGGCAGCUCGAGUAAAUUCAGCUUAGGCAAGGACUCGAUCUUUGGUCGAAAGAAAGGAAGUAGUAGUAUUUCUGCUUCUGAUCAUAAUGAAAGAGAUGAAAGUUUAGAUGACCAUGUUCAAGACUCUUUGACAACUGGUGGAGAAAGUGCAACCAGUAGUCCGAGAAUUGGUGGUCUGGAAGGAGGCGAUGCGAAAAGUCAAAAAGGUGCUCCUAGAGAAAGAAAAAGCUCAACUUGGGGACGCUUUCAAAGGAGUAAAAAGGGUAGAGAAAGUUCAGAGGUAGAACGAAGUGAGAAGAGUGAGGCAGAAACAACGGGCACUGAGGAUGAACAUGAGCAUGAAUGAAGCUUUAGUGAAGUUCAUACACGAAAUGAGAUGAAGUGGUGAGAGGGAUUCGAGGGCACAUAAGUGAAUGCCGUAUGUAUGUACUCAUUUUACAUACAUAUACUAGGGAUGGAUAUCUUCUCAAGAUAUCCGCAGUGUCUGCAUGACAUUGAUUUGUUGAUCGAAAGUCGAUAGCGUAACAUAUAUUAAAAGCAAGCUUG
Molecule: messenger RNA, 3881 nt
Organism: Sclerotinia trifoliorum
Lineage: Eukaryota; Fungi; Ascomycota; Leotiomycetes; Helotiales; Sclerotiniaceae
Source: the annotation of a GenBank genome assembly